AUGGCAAAAUUUGACAAGGGUAACAGCCCUGCAGAGGAUGUUUCUGGUAACAGUCGACCCUCCAACGUGCCAGGACAACCUAUCCACACUGGAUUAGAGAUGAGGAAAGCAGCACUUGAGAAAUGUGCAACUCAAGGAAAUGCAAAUUUCCCUGCAAGUUCCAGCACCUUUCACAAAUCUGUUCAUCCUAAGCCUCCGCUGGGGGUCAAGCCUUCAACUGAUGAUAUAAGACAGAAGGAUCAAAAGCCCCCGUAUUUGAAACCAGUGGCACAAAGGUUUGGGGUUCAGCUACAGGCAAUUAACAGAGAAAAUGACGGAAGAGCCGGAUGCACUAAAGCCCCCACCAAAACCAGUGACUUAGCAGAAGAAGAGCCAAAGCCUCUGUAUCGAAAACAUGCCGGAAACAAGUUCAUUAACUCUGCUCCUCAGGAGAAAGAAAAAAAUCCUCUGGGAACAAAACCAAAUUCAAAUUUUGCACCACAGGACAGGGAGGCAACACCAUCAUUUUCAAAAGUAGCUGCAGUUAAGGAAAAGUUCAUGCCUGCAACACAAGAAAAUGAGCCCAAACCUCCUUUCUGUAAACCACCUAUUGCACAGAAAUCUUCUCUAAACUACGAGGUCUCUCAUAAUGAAGACACUUCUAAGAAAAAUGUUUUUCUGCAAAAAGGACUAUCAGGCCCUAGACCGAAUAUACACUCAUUUAAAGGAGCAACGGAAAUGGAUGAAAAUAGUAGCUGUGGUGCAGAAGCUGCAGGCAGUCAUCUUUCUAACAUAGCACUGAAGCCUACUAGCCACCGGCCCAGCUUGUCUCAAGGCAACCUCAAAAACGUGGAGAAAAAGACUGAAGAAGAGGGAAUGAGUGCUGCCAAGAACAUCUUUCUCAACAAAAUCAUCCAGGAAGAAUCAGGUUCUUCUUCUUCUAAGUUCCGCAAGAUGAAUGCAGCACUUGCUGCAGGAAGGCCAUCAGGUGGAUCACAAGAGAAAGAGGACGGGGACAGGAGCUCAGGAACCCCCAAGCGGAAACCUUUGCCCCCACUGUUCAAGCUGGGCCAGCCCCCGCAGAAGCCCAGCAGACCCCCCAGCGUGGACCUGGAAAGGUUCCAGAAGAACAGCCCAAAAGAGGGCCCUAAAAAUGAAGGUUUGAAACAGAUAGGACCUUCCUCAGCAGCACUCUCCCCACCUGUACCUCCACCACACUCUGCUACGCAGUCACCACCUCCUCCACCAGCCUCUCACCCAUCCCUGCAGCCCCCAGCAGCUCCAAGCCUGCCGCCCAGAAACAUCAAGCCCAGCUCUGAAGCAAUAAGUCCAGACAAUGAAGAAAAUUAUGAUGAUGUUGCAUUUGUUUCACAGGGUAAGAUGGGUCAUGGAAAUGCAGAGGGGGGCCAAGACAGUGAUGGAGAGAUGUAUGAAGACAUAAAUGACAUCAGAUCUUCAAGGGGAAAAGAGAAGAAGCAGGACAAAGAAGAGAAGAGAAGAAUGGACCAAGAGAAGAAAGAACAGAAGGAAAAAGAAAAGAAAGAGCAGGAAAUAAGGAAGAAGUUCAAAUUAACAGGACCCAUCCAAGUCCUUCAUCAGGCACGAGCUUGUGUUGACCACAAGGGAGGGAAGAAUGAGCUGACUGUCAAACAGGGGGAUGAGAUUGAAAUAAUUCGCCUCACAGACAACCCAGAAGGAAAAUGGCUGGGCAGGAUAAAAGGAUGUUAUGGAUACAUUAAAACAACCAUGGUGGAGAUUGAUUAUGAUUCUUUGAAGAGAAAGCAACCACCCUCUACCAGAGCUGCUGUGAAACAUCCAGAGAGUGACCAAGAAGUGUACGAUGAUGUUGGAGAGCAGGACAGUAUUAGCAGUCAGAGUGGAGGUCAAAGUGGAGCUGGAAAGACGUUCCAACCUCCUCCUUCUGAUCAAGACAUUUAUGAUGGGGUUGAUGACGAAGGUGCUGUAUCUAGGUCUGUAUCACAGGAUGAAGAUAAGAAUGGUAUCUGGUCGUGGGGCAUCUUGAAGAGGCUAAAGGCCAAAGAUGACAAAAAGAAAAGUGUACGAGAGAAAACAGCCAAAGUCAAUGGGGCAGAAGAUAAUGGAGAUUUGUUCAUGCCUCCUUCAACAAAGCAGUUUGGAAAAGAUUGUGAAGACAAUGAUGUUUAUGACGACAUAGAUUCUUCAGACUUCCCUCCUCCACCACCUGAACUCAGUUCACCAAAAUCAGCAAGCCUUGGAAAAUCUAAGUCAGAUGAACAAGAUGCACAAAAGCGUAAAAAGAUAGAAAGAGAAGAGAAAGAGUUCAGAAAAAAGUUCAAAUUUGAAGGUGAAAUUAAAGUUCUUUACUCUACCACCACAGUCCAGGAUUUGCCCCUGAGAAGACGAGGACCUAAAGACUUAGAAGUUAAACCAGGGGAGUCUCUUGAAAUUAUAGAAAGUACAGAUGAUACCAAAGUCCUGUGCAGGAAUGAAGAAGGAAAAUAUGGCUACGUUCUGAGAAGCAACUUAGUUCAGAAUGAUGGAGAGAUUUACGAUGAUAUUGGUGAUG
Tauraco erythrolophus (red-crested turaco) is the source of this 2527-nucleotide messenger RNA. The record is from RefSeq and is a predicted model, not a curated record. Lineage: Eukaryota; Metazoa; Chordata; Aves; Musophagiformes; Musophagidae.